AUGAGCAGGCCUUUGCCUUAUCAUAUCUACUUUUUUUCGGGACUGUUGACCUGUUGGAUACUAUGUACCUCUUCUGCCAACAAAUGUACUGUUAGACAUGAAGUAGCCGAUUGUAGUCAUCUGAAGUUGACUCAAAUACCUGAUGACCUCCCAACAAACAUAACUGUGUUGAAUCUUACCCAUAAUCAACUCAGAAGAUUGCCACCUGCCAAUUUUACAAGAUACAGCCAACUUACUAUCUUGGAUGGGGGAUUUAACUCCAUCUCAAAGCUGGAGCCAGAACUGUGUCAAAGUCUCCCUUGGUUGGAAGUUUUGAACCUCCAGCACAAUGAGAUAUCCCAGCUUUCUGAUAAAACCUUUAUCUUCUGCAUGAAUUUGACUGAACUCCAUCUAAUGUCCAACUCAAUCCAGAAAAUUCAAAAUGAUCCCUUUAAAAACCUGAAGAAUUUAAUCAAAUUAGACCUCUCUCAUAAUGGCUUAUCAUCUACUAAAUUAGGAACUCAGCUCCAACUGGAAAACCUUCAAGAGCUUCUAUUAUCAAAUAAUAAAAUUUCUUCACUAACACCAGAAGAACUUGAUUUUCUUGGCAAUUCUUCUUUAAAAAGAUUAGAGUUGUCAUCAAAUCAAAUCAAAGAGUUCUCUCCUGGGUGUUUUCAUGCCAUUGGAAAAUUAUCUGGCCUCUCUCUAAACAAUGCCAAGCUGAGCCCCAGUCUCAUAGAGAAGCUCUGCUUGGAAUUGUCAAAUACAAGCAUUGAGAAUCUGUCGCUGAGCAGCAACCAGCUGGACACCAUCAGCCACAUGACCUUCGAUGGACUGAAGCAGACAAAUCUCACCACACUGGACCUUUCCCGUAACUCCUUACGUGUGAUGAGCAAUGACUCCUUUGCCUGGCUUCCCCAUCUCGAAUACCUCUUUCUGGAGUAUAAUAACAUAGAGCAUUUGUCUUCUCGCUCUUUCUUUGGGCUUUCCAGCUUGAGACACCUGAACUUGAGACGGUCUUUUGCUAGACAAAGCAUUUCACUGACUUCACUCCCCAAGAUUGACGAUUUUUCCUUUCAGUGGCUAAAAUGUUUGGAGUACCUCAACAUGGAAGAUAACAACUUUCCAGGCAUAAAAAGAAAUACUUUCACAGGAUUGGUGAGGCUGAAAUUUUUAAGUCUAUCUGACUCCUUCUCAAGUUUGCGGACUUUAACAAAUGAGACAUUUCUAUCACUCGCUGGUUCUCCUCUGCUCCUACUCAACCUAACCAAAAAUAAAAUCUCAAAAAUACAGAGUGGUGCUUUUUCUUGGUUGGGGCACCUGGAGAUGCUUGACCUCGGCCUGAAUGAAAUUGGGCAAGAACUCACAGGCCAGGAAUGGAAAGGCCUAGACAAUAUUGUCGAACUCUACCUUUCCUACAACAAAUACCUAGAGCUGACCACCAACUCUUUCACCUCAGUUCCAAGCCUUCAAAGACUGAUGCUCCGAAGGGUGGCCCUGAAACAUGUGGAUAGCUCCCCUUCGCCUUUUCACCCUCUUCUGAACCUGGUCAUUCUGGAUCUAAGCAACAACAACAUUGCCAACAUAAAUGAUGAAUUGUUGAAGGGUCUUGAGAAACUAGAAAUUCUGGAUUUGCAGCAUAACAACUUAGCUCGGCUCUGGAAGCAUGCCAACCCUGGUGGUCCUGUUCAGUUUCUAAAAGGUCUUUCUCGCCUCCACAUCCUUAACUUAGAGUCUAAUGGCUUUGAUGAGAUCCCAGUGGAAGCCUUCAAGGACUUACGUGAAUUGAAGAGUAUUGAUUUAGGAAUGAAUAAUUUAAAUAUCCUUCCACAAUCUGUAUUUGAUAAUCAAGUGUCACUAAAGUCAUUAAGCCUUCAGAAGAACCUCAUAACAUCUGUUGAAAAAACUGUUUUUGGGCUAGCAUUCAGUAAUCUGAAUUAUUUAGAUAUGAGUUUUAAUCCAUUUGAUUGUACCUGUGAAAGCAUUGCCUGGUUUGUUAACUGGAUUAAUAGUACCCACAGCAACAUCUCUGAACUAAGGAACCAUUACCUCUGCAACACUCCGCCUCAAUACCAUGGUUUCCCAGUAGUGCUUUUCGAUGUAUCGGCCUGCAAAGACAGUGCCCCAUUUGAACUCCUUUUCAUGAUUAGCACCAAUAUCCUUUUGAUUUUUAUCUUUAUUGUACUGCUCAUCCAUUUUGAAGGCUGGAGGAUAUCUUUUUAUUGGAAUGUUUCAGUGCAUCGAGUUCUCGGUUUCAAAGAAAUAGACAGAGCAGAGCAGUUUGAAUAUGCAGCAUAUAUAAUUCAUGCCUAUAAAGAUAGGGAUUGGGUCUGGAAGCACUUCUCCCCAAUGGAAGAAGAAGAUCAUACUCUCAGAUUUUGUUUGGAAGAAAGGGACUUUGAGGCAGGUGUCUUUGAACUUGAAGCAAUUGUGAACAGCAUCAGAAGGAGCAGAAAAAUUAUUUUUAUUAUAACACAGAAUCUAUUGAAAGAUGCAUUAUGCAAAAGAUUCAAGGUUCACCAUGCAGUUCAGCAAGCUAUUGAACAAAACCUGGAUUCCAUUAUAUUGAUCUUUCUUGAGGAGAUUCCGGAUUAUAAACUGAACCAUGCACUCUGUCUGCGAAGAGGGAUGUUUAAAUCUCAUUGCAUUUUGAACUGGCCAGUUCAGAAAGAACGGGUAAAUGCUUUUCAUCAUAAAUUGAAAGUAGCACUUGGGUCCAGAAAUUCAGUACAUUAA
Molecule: messenger RNA, 2715 nt
Organism: Rangifer tarandus platyrhynchus (Svalbard reindeer)
Lineage: Eukaryota; Metazoa; Chordata; Mammalia; Artiodactyla; Cervidae
Source: the annotation of a GenBank genome assembly